AUCUUUCCAUGGCCUUCUCCUCCGGCACCGGAAGCACAAGCAGCAGACGGGGAGGUUGGGCUCGCUCUCUCCUCCCAUUAUCGAACUCAUCUAAAUCGAAGCUGCCCAGGAAGUCUCCCCGUAAGCGAUCAUCUCCUCGUGAUUUUAUUUUCGCCAACUUCUUCACCAUUGGACUUUCGAUCUCUGUUCUCUUCUUCAUCGCCAUUGUAUUUCGCUAUGGCAUCCCAAAACCUAUCUCUUCUCCCUUCAAACCCAGAAAUUAUCGUCAACCCAAGUUUAAAAAACCAAUUUAUCGGAAACCUACAUUGUCGAAGGGCGGAAAUGAGGUCGGUUCCGCCGCUGUUGUCGAUAUCACGACGAAAGAUCUCUACGAUAGGAUCGAGUUCUUGGAUGUGGAUGGAGGACCCUGGAAGCAGGGUUGGAGGGUGACUUACAAGGGAGAUGAGUGGGAUUCAGAGAAGCUAAAGGUUUUUGUAGUUCCGCAUUCGCAUAAUGAUCCUGGGUGGAAGCUCACUGUCGAAGAAUAUUACGUUCAGCAGACCCGGCAUAUACUGGAUACAAUUGUGGAAGCUCUUUCCAAGGAUAGCCGCCGCAAAUUUAUUUGGGAGGAGAUGUCAUAUUUGGAGAGAUGGUGGAGAGAAUCCUCAGAGGCUAAAAGAGAAGCUUUUUUCAAUUUAGUCAACAAUGGGCAGUUAGAAAUUGUUGGAGGUGGUUGGGUAAUGAACGAUGAGGCUAAUUCGCAUUAUUAUGCAAUCAUUGAGCAGAUGACAGAAGGCAAUAUGUGGUUAAAUGACACUAUUGGGGCUAUUCCGAAAAAUGCUUGGGCCAUAGAUCCAUUUGGUUACUCACCUACCAUGGCAUAUCUGCUCCGGCGUAUGGGUUUUGAGAACAUGCUUAUACAAAGGACCCACUAUGAGCUGAAGAAGGAACUUGCUUUGCAUAAGAAUUUGGAAUACAUGUGGAGACAGAGCUGGGAUGUUGAGGAAACUACUGAUAUUUUUGUCCACAUGAUGCCUUUCUAUUCCUAUGAUAUUCCACACACUUGUGGGCCUGAGCCUGCUGUUUGUUGUCAGUUUGACUUUGCUCGAAGGCGUGGCUUCUUUUAUGAGCUCUGCCCAUGGGAACAACAUCCAGUUGAUAUCAACGAGGACAAUGUGCAUGAGCAAGCACUAAAACUGCUGGAUCAGUACAAGAAAAAAUCAACUUUAUUCAGAACAAACACACUUCUUAUUCCUCUUGGGGAUGAUUUUCGUUAUAUUAGCAUCGAUGAAGCAGAAGUUCAGUUUACAAAUUACCAGUUGUUGUUUGAUUAUAUCAAUUCUAAUCCCAGUCUGAAUAGUGAAGUGAAGUUUGGUACUCUGGAAGACUAUUUCCAAACCCUUCGUGAGGAGGCAGAGAGAAUUAAUUAUACCCUUCCAGGUGAGGUUGGCUCUGGACAGGUUGCAGGUUUUCCCUCGUUAUCGGGUGAUUUUUUUACAUAUGCUGACCGCCAACAGGAUUACUGGAGUGGCUACUAUGUUUCUAGGCCUUUCUUCAAAUCUGUUGAUCGUGUGCUGGAACAGACACUGCGAGCAUCAGAAAUGAUGAUUGCAUUAUUACUAGGAUACUGUCAGACAUCGCAAUGUGAAAAGUUCCCUACUAGUUUUUCCUACAAGUUGACAGCCGCACGGAGGAAUCUAGCCCUUUUUCAGCAUCAUGAUGGGGUAACUGGCACGGCUAAGGAUCAUGUAGUAGUUGAUUAUGGACAACGGAUGCAUACAUCUCUACAGGACCUACAAAUUUUCAUGUCUAAAGCUGUUGAAGUGCUACUCGGUAUCCGCCAUGAAAAAUCAGACCAGAAUCCAUCUCAGUUUGAGGCAGAGCAUGUGCGAUCAAGGUACGAUGUCCAGCCAGUGCGUAGAAUAAUCAGCCCUCCUGAAGGACGUGCACAGUCAGUGGUCGUCUUUAAUCCCUUGGAGCAAACCAGAGUUGAAAUCCUUAUGGUUAUUGUUAACAGGCCUGAUGUAACUGUUCUAGACUCAAAUUGGUCAUGUGUGAAAAGCCAAGUUUCUCCGGAGUGGCAGCACAACAAAGGCAAGAUUUUCUCUGGGAGGCAUCGUCUCUUUUGGCAAGCUUCCGUUCCAGCUAUGGGGUUGCAGACCUACUACAUUGCUAAUGGAUUUGUUGGAUGUGAAAAGGCUAAACCAGCUAAACUAAAAUUUUCCACAUCUUCCAAUGAGUUGCCUUGUUCUACUCAAUACACCUGCUCAAAAUUAGAUGGUGACUUGGCAGAAAUCAAGAACCGCCAUAUGACACUUACCUUCGAUGCCAAACUUGGUUUGUUGCAUCAAAUGAGCCAUAAGGAUGGCUCCCAAACAGUGGUAGGAGAAGAAAUAGGUAUGUACACUAGCCCUAGUAGUGGUGCCUACCUGUUCAAACCUGAUGGUGAGGCUCAGCCAAUUGUUCAAGCUGGAGGGCAGAUGGUGAUAUCCGAGGGACCUUUGAUGCAGGAAUUUUAUUCUUAUCCAAAGACAGAAUGGGACCAAUCCCCCAUCUCUCAUAGCACUCGAAUUUACAAUGGAGAUAACACUAUUCAGGAACUUCUUGUGGAGAAGGAAUAUCACGUUGAGCUUUUUGAUGAUGGUGAGAACUUCAAUGACAAGGAGUUGAUAGUUAGAUUCAAGACGGAUCUUGACAACAGACGGAUUUUCUAUUCUGAUUUAAAUGGUUUUCAGAUGAGUCGGAGGGAGACGUAUGAUAAGAUCCCUUUGCAGGGAAAUUAUUACCCAAUGCCCUCACUUGCCUUCAUGCAGAGUUUAACUGGUCAACGGUUCUCUGUCCAUUCUCGCCAAUCGCUUGGUGUGGCAAGCCUAAAAAAUGGUUGGCUUGAGGUUAUGUUGGACCGCCGUUUGGUCAGAGAUGAUGGGCGUGGGCUCGGACAGGGUGUCAUGGAUAACCGUCCAAUGAAUGUUCUGUUUCACAUUCUUAAGGAAUCCAAUAUCUCCUCUACUGCAGAUCCUGUUUCUUCACAUCUUCCCCUCAAUCCCUCACUUCUAUCCUAUUGUGUUGGAGCCCACUUGAACUACCCAAUGCAUGCAUUCAUUGCCAAGAAACCACAGGAAGCAUCUGUGCAGCUCCCGCCUAGAUCCUUCUCCCCUUUGUCAGCUCCCUUGCCCCAUGAUUUGCAUAUCGUGAGUUUCAAGGUUCCACAGCCUUUAAAGGAUUCUCAGCAGCUCCAUGGGGGUUCUAGAUUUGUUUUAAUCAUACAGAGACGACAAUGGGACUCUGCAUACUACUGUCAGAAGGGUAUGCCCCAGUGCUCAAUUAUGGCUGAUAAUCCUGUUAAUCUAUUCCACAUGUUUACAGAUCUCACGGUAUUGAAUGUGAAAGCAACUUCCUUAAAUCUCUUACACGAUGAUACAGAAAUGCUUGGGUACAUCAAGCAGUUGGGGGACGUUGCACAAGAGGGACAUGUCAUGGUGUCACCCAUGGAAAUACAGGCUUACAAACUUGAGUUGAGGCUUCAGCAAUGAGUUUGGAAUACUGCUAGACCUGUUCUUCUGGCAUUCCUCUGGCCCAGGUUGCAUUUUGGGCACUGAAAUCUUAAUUGUCUUUAUUGGAUGGGUGUUUAUUUGAUCUUCUAAUUGGCUGAUCCAGAACCUGAUCAGCAGGGAUGAACACCAGUAUCCUUUUCCCAAAUCUAAAUCCAAUAGAAGAUCAAGAGCAGCUAUUAUGUUGAACAUAUUCGUGGAAUAUCUAAUCCAGUCGAAGCUGCAGCAGGCUGCAAACAAAUAGUGGUGGCUGUGACACCUUGUUGAAGGAUUGGUAGGAGGUUGAUGCUUGAUGCUUGAUGAAGUAAAAGUACAGGAAGAUUUACUCAGUUCAGUGCCACAGGAAUGUGAUCAGUUUUGCAAUACAGACAUGUUCCCACUCUUUUGUUUGGGGAACUGAUGACUACAUCGGUCGCCCAUUCUGUAAGAUGGUCUUAACACUUAAUCUUAUUUACCCAGAUGCUUCUGCUUCA
Messenger RNA from Telopea speciosissima, 4003 nucleotides. Its product is annotated as alpha-mannosidase 2-like. Bases 9 to 3512 code for a protein of 1167 amino acids. The record is from RefSeq and is a predicted model, not a curated record. NCBI's taxonomy places the organism in Eukaryota, Viridiplantae, Streptophyta, Magnoliopsida, Proteales, Proteaceae. Gene Ontology annotation, cellular component: Golgi membrane. The transcript has 4 exons. Gene Ontology annotation, molecular function: carbohydrate binding; alpha-mannosidase activity. Gene Ontology annotation, biological process: N-glycan processing; protein deglycosylation; mannose metabolic process.